Verticillium alfalfae VaMs.102 is the source of this 1383-nucleotide messenger RNA. RefSeq lists its product as hypothetical. The transcript is spliced from 3 exons. The record is from RefSeq and is a predicted model, not a curated record. The coding region runs from base 1 to 1383 and encodes 460 amino acids. NCBI's taxonomy places the organism in Eukaryota, Fungi, Ascomycota, Sordariomycetes, Glomerellales, Plectosphaerellaceae.
AUGUCUCAACGCACUCUUUUUCGCGACCUGCAAUGUCGAAACAAUUUUGUCUGCCAGUCGUGCCUCUCGACCUUGGCAAAGCCCGUUCCAGUGACAUGGCAGACCCGACAGAAUAGCUCGCAAGCGGCCCAGCGCCACCGAACACAAACCCAAGGACGUCGCAACCCUCGAGCCUCUGCACGAACACCAGCACAAAACCCCUUCUCGCUACCGAUAGGCAACAAUGGACAGGCUGGUCACUCAGGAGGUGCUGCUGCCGCCGCGCUCCUUAGACAGCUUUUGAACAAGGAAAAGGAGACGACAAUGCGAUUUUUCGACAAGGAUGAAAAGGGGGCCAUCACCGAACUCCCCAACGACGACGCUUUCUCCGAUGCUCUCAACGGUAAAGGUGAACUGGAGAAGGAGUUCAAGCUCGACCUGGCAUCCGACAUGCGGCAGCUUCUGGGCGCUUUGAAGCAGGAUGGAAGCUUAAAGAAGCUGGGCAUUGAUGACCCCGACGCCGUGGCGAAGGAUCUUGAAGACCAGCUGGGCAAUCUCGACGAUCCUGAAGGUCUCGGAGAACGAUUUGACGAAUACAUCAAGGAGUUGGAGGACAAAUUGGAAGCGCAAGGGCUUCGGAUGGACCGCCUGACGAACAUGGACGACGACGACUUUGAGAACGAUUUUGAAUUCUUGGAUCAGCCGAUCGCAAAGCCCAAGACACGCCGCCCAGUACCACAAAUCCCGACCGAAAUGUGGACGUACAAUCAGAGACGAAGGCUCAGUCGCCUCAACGCCAUUCUCGAGCGGGUCGACAAGCAGCUCCGGCUGCGUGAGGCGAUUACAGCCAAGACGGUGCAGUCAGUCUGGAAGGCAUACAAUCUGGCUCGGCAAACCCUCGCCAAAGGUUGGGCCAAUGUUCCGCAGGAGGUGUGGGAUCUGCUCUGGGCCAUCUUGUCGGUGGAGGAGGCUGUCAACCCCAGCCGUUUCGCCUUUCUGUCUCUGCUAGCGCGGGAUAUGAGCGAAGCAAAAGUGGCGCUGAAUCCGUCGCAGCAGUUGAUCACGAUGGAGGCGCUUUUCGUCGACGGUUUCGAGGCGAAGGCGAUCGACAACUGGAAAAGAUGCAUGUCGACCGCUCGGCGACAGCGGGAGGCAGAUGGGCAGGAGGAAGUAGGUGACGCCGCGGUUGUUGUUGGCGGGCAGGGUGUGCUCGAUGACAUCGCCAUCGGUGGCGCCGAAGCCGGCUAUCGUGCCGGUGAUGAGGCCGGGGUGGAUCAGACGCUGAGCGAAGGCCCGGUGGCCCGUGAAGCGGAGGAACUCUGGCGUCGAGGACAUGGUGACGGUCGCUUGCGUCGUCGACAAGCAGGCGUAGCUCGUGGGUCGAGGCUCAAGGGCUCUCUUUAG